Messenger RNA from Anneissia japonica, 1858 nucleotides. RefSeq lists its product as uncharacterized. Gene Ontology annotation, molecular function: DNA binding. The record is from RefSeq and is a predicted model, not a curated record. Lineage: Eukaryota; Metazoa; Echinodermata; Crinoidea; Comatulida; Comatulidae. The transcript has a single exon. Bases 1 to 1590 code for a protein of 529 amino acids. Gene Ontology annotation, cellular component: nucleus.
AUGGGUUAUGGGCAGCCACGUCUGGUGCUAAACGCUCAACUGGAAGAAAAUAUAGUUGCAUAUGCUAAAAAAGCAGCAGCUAUAUUCUAUGGCAUUACUAUCCAAGGGCUUUGUGAACUAGCCUAUUCUUUGGCCAUUGCGAACGAUGCACCCAAUAUUCCUAACAGCUGGGCUAAAAAUAACAAAGCCGGGAUUGACUGGGCACAGGCCUUUUUGAAGAGAAACCCCAGCAUUUCAAUUCGAAAACCAGAGGCCACAUCAAUUCAAAGGAUGAUUAACUUUAAUCCUCAUAAUGUGUCGAUGUUUUUCAACAAUCUUGAGAAUGUUUUAAACAGACCGGCAGGAUUCCAAGGAGAUCAGAUCUGGAAUGUCGAUGAAACCGGUGUCACAACCGUUCAAAAGCCUUGCAAAGUUUUGGCAACAAAGGGGGUUAAGCAAGUCGCAUCUGCUGUUUCACAGGAAAGAGGAACCCUAGUCACAUUAUGCUGUGCUGUCAAUGCUAUUGGGAAUACCAUUCCCCCUUUCUUUGUUUUUCCACGCAAGAAAACCCAAGAUCAUUGGCUUUUGACAGCACCUCCUGGAAGUGAUGCAUCAGGAUCACAUACCGCUUCGGGAUGGAUGACUGAUGAAGUAUUCCUCAAGUAUCUAAGCCACUUUGUUAAGUACACAAAGCCAACAUCAGAAAGACCAAUUCUGCUCAUCCUUGAUAACCAUCCAUCGCACAUUUCGAUUGAAGCCAUCGAUUUUGCAAAGUCAAACAAUAUUGUUAUGCUUAGUUUCCCGCCUCACUGCUCCCACGAGUUACAGCCCCUUGAUAAAUCGGUAUACGGCCCGUUAAAGACAUAUAUCAAUCAAGCAAGCGAUAACUGGAUGCGUGAUCCACAGAAUGCUGGCAAGUCCAUGUCUAUUCACAUUAUCCCCAAAUUAGUGUCUUAUGCCUUUCCCAAGGCAAUGACACCAGAAAACAUCACAGCUGGUUUUAAGUCUACUGGAAUCUUUCCAUUUGACAAAAACAUUUUUCCACCGGAAAAGUUCAUCUCGUGCUACACAUCUGAUCGCCCAUUAGAGGUAGCUGAUGACAACAAAGAUGAGGAAGAGCCAAGCACAUCAGGCACAACAGUGGCUACAGAAAUUAGACAGGGAGAUGAACCAUCCAUUUCGGAGCUCCCAAGCACAAGUAAAUCGCCUGUUUAUGCUGAGGAUGUGCGUCCUUUUGGAGUACGUGAGCCGAAAAAAGCAGGAGCCACGCAAAGGAAAAAGGGAAAAUCUCAGAUUUUCACAGACACUCCAGUUAAAGAGCAACUCGAAAAAGAAAAGCAAAAAAAGAAAUCAAAAAGCAGAAAAAGACUUUUAGAUGAGAAGGAUAGGCCUACAUCAGGACAAAAAAAGAAGAAUAGUUCAAACGACAACGUACCGGUUGAGGAAGAAAAUAAAUGGCUAUGUCUUUACUGCAAAGAAGAUUAUGGAGCAUCAGUUGCAGGAGAAAUUUGGAUCAUGUGCUCAAUGUGUGAGGAAUGGGCCCAUGAAGAUUGUGCAGGUAUCAAUGAAUCUGAAGCAGAUUUUACAUGUGAACUUUGCUGCCACAGCUAGACUUUAUUUUUGAGUGACACUAACUGUAUUAUAAAUUCCGGACUGUUUAAGUACUGUUUAUAAGUUCGAUAGAAUGCGGAAAAACAUUUGCAAAAAAAUCUUUAAAAUAUACUGUACAGCUGUACAGUAACAGUAAAAUACAGAAAAGAUAGUUCAAUUCAUGUUAUAAACUCAGAUUUGUAUAAAUAAAUAGGUUACUAAAGCUAUUUUGUAUAUAUUGCCUUUUGUUUAACCAUGUGACAAAGUGCCCCACUACAUGUGACAAAGU